This is a messenger RNA of Trichomonas vaginalis G3, 315 nucleotides long. RefSeq lists its product as uncharacterized. The coding region runs from base 1 to 315 and encodes 104 amino acids. NCBI's taxonomy places the organism in Eukaryota, Parabasalia, Trichomonadida, Trichomonadidae. The transcript has a single exon. The record is from RefSeq and is a predicted model, not a curated record.
AUGCAAAACACCCAGGUCCUUCAGACCAUAAAUGAAGCACAAGCUUUAAUUUAUGAUUCAUUAGUUAAACCAUAUUCAGCCCGACUUUUAAAUGAAGAUCAACUUUUGGAAUUCAUCCUUCAACAUAAACUCGAAGCGGGAAAGUAUAUCAAACCUUUAUAUACAGCAUAUUUAAAACAAAUGAAUAGAAUACAUCCAGAAUUAAUGAAGGAAGGAAUGAAAUCCAAAAUCAAAGCAGAUAAAAUUAAACCACUUGCAACACCAAAACUCCAACGACAGUACUCCAACGACAGUACCGCCUCCUCCUUCAGUUAA